Nicotiana tabacum (common tobacco) is the source of this 1060-nucleotide messenger RNA. Lineage: Eukaryota; Viridiplantae; Streptophyta; Magnoliopsida; Solanales; Solanaceae. The record is from RefSeq and is a predicted model, not a curated record.
AUGGAAAUAGAUAUGGUUGAAGCUCAAGCAAUAAUUGAAGAGGUGCUUCAAACACAUGUCAACAGAGAAACUCAACAUGAGAUUGACAACGAACAAGCUUUGGGUAUUCAAGUCUUAGAGAGUGCACCGGUAAUCGAAGAAGUUGCUGAAAAAACCUCUACUCAACUAACUAGACGACAAUCAAAUUUGAAACAAAAAAAAUCUCCAACUACGAUAUUAAGAGAAAAUGCUUCAUUGGAUGAAAUAAAAGUGGGAUCAGUAUUUGACAAAAAGAAGAGUAUAAUUAACUGUUUUUCGAAUAUAGCAAUUAAAGAACAUUUUGAAUUCAACGUUGUUAGAUCAAGCUUAACAAGAUAUUCGUUGAAAUGCAAUGAUGAUAGGUGUGGUUGGUGUGUGCGUGCUUUCAGAAUUAAAGAUUCAACAUUUUUCAAGAUAGUAAAGAUUGAGAAAAAGCAUGACUGCUCUGUUAACACUAUGAAAGCUGAUCAAAGACAUGCAACUUCAAAGUUGAUUAGUGGUUACAUUAUCGACAAUCUUCGAGACCCAAGGUUUGAAGUUACACCAGCUUUUGUCAUGGCAGAGAUGCAAAAAUUGCAUGGACUAGGUAUUGGGUAUCACAAGGCGUGGCGUGCUAUUCAACUUGCUUCCGCUUUAAUAAGAGGAACUCCCGAAGAGAAUUAUGAAUUAUUGUCUUCAUACUUGUAUAUGAUGACAAGUAAAAACCCGGGAACUUAUACUAACAUAAAGAUAGACGACAACAACAGGUUUCUUUAUAUGUUUUAUGCAUAUGGAUCAUUAAUAUCUGGUUGGAAUUAUUGUAGACCAGUGAUUGCUGUUGAUGCAACUUUUUUGAAGUCAAAAUUUCGUGGUGUUUUAAUGAUUUCAGUUUCAAAGGAUGCAAAUAACCAAAUUUUCCCACUAGCCUUUGGAAUAGCAGAAUCUGAAAAUAACAAUUCCUAUGAGUGGUACUUUAGUCAGCUUCACAAUGCAAUUGGGAGCCGUGAGAAUUUAAUUUUUUUUAUCAGACAGGCAUCAAGCUAUUGCAUAUGGCAUUGUAAAG